Acyrthosiphon pisum (pea aphid) is the source of this 7978-nucleotide messenger RNA. RefSeq lists its product as uncharacterized. Lineage: Eukaryota; Metazoa; Arthropoda; Insecta; Hemiptera; Aphididae. The coding region runs from base 3237 to 5693 and encodes 818 amino acids. The transcript has a single exon. The record is from RefSeq and is a predicted model, not a curated record.
AUUGUAACAAUAAUAACCACUCGACAAGAAAGAAGUAAACGAACUGACCAUCGAUUUAUUACUAUGUAUUACUGUAUUAGCCUUUGCUAGGAACAGUAGGUAAUAAAAAUGACGGAAUUGUAUUUGUCGAUAUCUUAUAGAUUAAUUGGGUUCCGGGGAUUUUGGUAUAAAAUCUAUUUACAAACAAAUGGAAUUUGUUAUGCCGUCCGGAUUACCGCGUUCACCGGAUUAUCGGAGGUCCGGACUAUCGAGGCUCUACUGUAUGUAGAUUUUAUUUUACAUUACUAUUUAAAUAUUUCUGGGUGCUAUGUUUACAAUAAUGAACCCACAACAAGAGGUAAUUAUUAUCAAACUUCUGAAUGGUAUUCAUCAACACGAACCAGUCGUUAAAUAAACCUAUUGUGUCUGAAUCACAUACAGUUUAAAUUAGUAAGUAUAGAUAUGAUUAUAACAGUUAAUAGUGUAUUAAUUUUAUUUCUUAUCAGACAAAUUGCAUAUUUUCUUACAAGCGUUUAUAUUAUUGUUUCCACACAACAAUAUGGCUUUUGAAAUCGUAUUUCGAAAUGAACUCUCAGCGUCAUUAACUUGAGCAGUACCUAGGUAUCCUCUACAGAAAUUGUAUGUGCUAGUUUAAAAUAUUUUGGUUUAUUUUAUUUGAUUAGUGUUGUAUUGACAUUGUGUAAAAUUAACGCAGGGGACACUGGCCAUAACAAAAGACUAAGAAGUAGUUAGAAUUUUUUGGUCAAAUACAGCUGCGGCAAGUGUAAGGUAAUACAUUAAUAAAUGGAUAGUUAAUGUCUUAAUCAUUAAUGAGUUCUGAACCCAUAGAAUAGAAUAUUAAAAAUUUAAAUUUAAAACAGAACCUACCUAUUUUUAAUGAUUAUUAUAGUUAGUCUGUUAUAAUUUAUAAAUAUAUAAUAAAUGUCAAAUAAUUUCUCAAUAAUUGUAACUAAUUUUAUAUAAAAAAAAUACACCAACUGAUUGGUAUGUAGUCAAUAGAGAUAAUGGUACUUUUCUUUUAUUAUAACCAUGCUCAUGAACUCUACUUUCUUUUGUUGGUGUCUUCCUGUAGGUACCAUUAUCUCUAUUGACAACAUACCAACGAACAAAAAAAAAAAAGGCACGAAACAUUAUUAUUUUUUAUUUAUUUAAAUAAAUAGGUGGAUUGAAGAGUAGGUACCUACAAUUUGUAGGCUACAAAGCAAAAAUGGGUACUACAUUUUUUAUAAUGAACACCUAGUAUUAAGCUUUUGGUUUGUGUUAUAAGUUUCAUAAAAACACUAUUUAAUAAAUACAUUUAAAAUAAUAAUCAAUUUGUCUAAUUAGCUUAUCUUUAAACUACAAUAUAUACAUAAUAAUACACAUAAUAUUAUUAUUUGAUUUUAUAGUUUUGAAUUUGCCGCCACAAACUAUGAUAGGUUUAGAAAUCAUGUGGGUGGCUGACGGGGAGCCAGACCGCAAUUGCUUCGGUACUCGGUAGUCGGUACCUUCUACCAUAGAACAAUAACUUCUACCCUCCCAACCUGGUACAUAGGCGGCCUAUAACAUAGCCAACAUCACGGACCAUAAGAUAUAUAUCUUAAUUAUAAACUAUAUCAUAGUCCGUGGCCAACAUGCAUGCUAUCUACUUGGUAAAUUUAUAUCAAUUAUUAUGAUUUAUAAUUAUAAAUUAAAAAAAUAUGCAUAUGAAAAAAUUAAUGAUUAAAUAAGAAUUUUUAUUUUAUUUGGAAUUAAAAAAGGAACUCGUUCAUUUUCCAAAGGAACGAUUUUUUUUUUUUACGAACAAGGAACGGAACAAAUUCCUUUUUUUAAAAAAUAACGAGGAAAGCUGCAGGGGUGGAUCCAGAGUUAGGAAACUGUGAAUCAGGAAAUAUCAAGGGGCCACUUAUUAAAACCAGAUUAGAAAUCUAUACUUGUGUACUAACUACUAUGAAACAAAAAAAAUUAAUUUAAACUGUACCUAUGUGUAAUGUGUGUUUAUUCGAGGAUCCAAGUGUCCAACUACCCAAGAUCUGGAAAGAGCCCCCCCCCCCCUUAGAUCCGCCCACGAGGAAAAGAACGAAUUCCUUUUUAUAAGGAACUUGGCAAACACUGCCUACUACCGAGGCAAUAUGCGGUCUUGCUAUGUCCAUUGACUAGACACGACAUAGCAAGCGGGUGGUUGGUGUGUGAUACUAUUUUGUCACGGCAAUUUAGUAUGGUAGGGGGAACUAAGUGAUAAUUUGUUAUGCGAUCCUGGUGACCUGGUGAUCUAAUAACUCGCAGUGAUGUUAUUAUAAUAUUAUGUAUACUCCGGCCCACGAGAGUCCAUACAUAAACACUAAAACGCGCAUCGACACUGACGUACGCGACAUCUGCCGACUGAAUUUUCUCCCACCAUAGGGCCAUUCCCACCACUCGGCAACGUGAAUACAGCGGCUCAUAAAAACACAGCUAAUUAAUUGCGUUUUCGGGGUGUUAUAUGAUUCUCCAUAUUGAAUAACAAAAAACUCGCGAAAAAAAUCGUAAAAAAAUACGUUAUAAACUUGUAACGUAAACGACACGAAAGACCAGUUAUAAAAACGAAUCAGUCGAAUUUCGUAAACGUGUCUACUGCUAUCGCUACGUAUACACGAAUGUCAACGACGCCUGUCGGCGAUCGUUGCCGACCGGCUUCCGAUCGGUAAGAUUCCGGCGCAUGGAAGAGGAACCGAUGCGCAGCGACGGACGCGUUUUUACGUAUGGACUCUCGUGGGCCGUAGUAUCAUAGCGCUCUAAUCGCAUAGUUCCCCCCACCACAAAAUUUACCGUGAAAUUUCCGGAUCAAGAUUUUAGCCAACGUGUCCACUGUCCAGUCAAUAAUAUCGUGACUACAACUGUAACUGCCUACUGUUGUUGUUGUAUAGUUGUUUGUUUGCAGCUGCUGUAGAACGGUCAGGUUGUUUUUUUUAAAUUGUUUUAACUUCGUGCGACAUCCGACAUCUUACGUUCUUACUUAACGCUUUACUGACUACGGGCUUAGCGUAAACCGUGUUUUUAUUUUCUUUGCCUAUGAUCGUGUCGACGAUCAUACGUCGAUUGCCAAUAAUAUUUUUACCAUUGGACAUAAUUAUUUCUCGUCAGUUGUUAAUUUAUUCUUACAGUCGACGCGGGCGUUUCAUCGUUAACUAUUGAUAACUGUUUUGAGUGGCCAUUUCGUGUAUUCGUUUAUUGUACGAGUGUAACUACUCUACUGUACGUUUGGGCGGACAGCCACGAUGGAGAACGAGAGAACGUACGAAUUACCUAGCUUGUUGAAAACGGCGUACUACGCUUGCAAUGAGAUCGAGCGUGACAGUUUUGACUCACUGGAGGUACCGGACAUCGAUAUGCGACAUUGUUGCGAGUCCUUGUUCGAAAUAUUUAAAAUCGACAAAAAACGAAACGAGAAUAACGAAAGGCGGACAAUGUUCAGCAGGUUGCAGUUCUCCAUCAACGACAAGAAGUUUAAAAACAUAUGCGAGCAGGCAGCGUCCAAUGGCCACCUGAAUUGUAUGAAACUCGCUCGCGAGAUCGGUAUCCCUUGGGACGAAAUGUCCAGAGCGAACGAUAAGGCAUGUGACCGGGCUGCCAGGUCGGGAUAUCUGGAGUGCCUAAUAUACGCCCGGGAAAACGGGUGUCCAUGGGACCAGUCAACAUGUAUCAACGCCGCGAUAGGUGGACAUUUGGACUGUUUGGUAUACGCCCGGGAAAACGGGUGCCCGUGGAAUGUGGAAACAUGCGGAAACGCCGCGCUGUACGGUCACUUGGACUGCCUUGUUUACGCACGGGAAAACGGGUGCCCUUGGGACGAGCGGACAUGCGAACACGCCGCGUUGAACGGACACAAGGACUGCCUAGUUUACGCACGGGAAAAUGGGUGCCCGUGGAAUGUGGAAACAUGCGGAAACGCCGCGCUGUACGGUCACUUGGACUGCCUUGUUUACGCACGGGAAAACGGGUGCCCUUGGGACGAGCGGACAUGCAACAACGCCGCGUUAAACGGACACAAGGGCUGCCUAGUUUACGCACGGGAAAAUGGGUGCCCGUGGAAUGUGGAAACAUGCGGAAACGCCGCGCUGUACGGUCACUUGGACUGCCUUGUUUACGCACGGGAAAACGGGUGCCCUUGGGACGAGCGGACAUGCAACAACGCCGCGUUAAACGGACACAUGGACUGCCUAGUUUACGCACAUGUAAAAGGGUGCCCUUGGGACAAGCGGACAUGCGAACACGCCGCGUGUAACGGCCACAAGGACUGCCUGGCUUACGCACGGGAAAACGGGUGCCCUUGGGACGAGGGGACAUGCGAAUACGCCGCGUGGAACGGCCACAAGGACUGCCUGGCUUACGCACGGGAAAACGGGUGUUCUUGGAACAAGAAGACGUGCACAUUUGCCGCGAGAAACGGACACAUGGACUGCCUAGUUUACGCACAUGUAAAAGGGUGCCCUUGGGACAAGCGGACAUGCGAACACGCCGCGUGGAACGGCCACAAGGACUGCCUGGUAUACGCACGGGAAAACGGGUGCCCAUGGGACGCGGACACGUGUAGCUUUGCAGCGCGUAAAGGUCACCUGGAGUGCCUGACUUACGCACGGGAAAACGGGUGUCCAUGGGACGCGGACACGUGCAGCGAAGCUGCGUUAAAUGGCCACAUGGACUGCCUGGUAUACGCACGGGAAAACGGGUGUCCAUGGGACGUGGACACGUGCAGCGAAGCUGCGUUAAAUGGCCACAUGGACUGCCUGGUAUACGCACAGGAAAACGGGUGCCCAUGGGACGCGAUCACGUGCACCCACGCUGCGUUAAACGGUCACAUGGACUGCCUGGUAUACGCACGGGAAAACGGGUGUCCAUGGGACGCGGACACGUGCUCCCACGCUGCGUUCAAUGGUCACAUGGACUGCCUGGUAUACGCACGGGAAAACGGGUGCCCAUGGGACGCGGUCACGUGCAUCGCAGCUGCAUUCAAUGGUCACAUGGACUGCCUGGUAUACGCACAGGAAAACGGGUGCCCAUGGGACGCGGCCACGUGCACCCACGCUGCGUUAAAUGGUCACAUGGACGGCCUGGUAUAUGCACGGGAAAACGGGUGCCCAUGGGACGCGGUCACGUGCAUCGCAGCUGCAUUUAAUGGUCACAUUGACUGCCUGGUAUACGCACGGGAAAACGGGUGCCCAUGGGACGCGGUAACGUGCAUCGCAGCUGCAUUUAAUGGUCACAUUGACUGCCUGGUAUACGCACGGGAAAACGGGUGUCCAUGGGACGCGGACACGUGCAGCGAAGCUGUGUUCAAUGGUCACAUGGACGGCCUGGUAUAUGCACGGGAAAACGGGUGCCAAUGGGACGCGGUCACGUGCAUCGCAGCUGCAUUUAAUGGUCACAUGGACUGCCUGGUUUACGCAAGUGAAAACGGGUGCCCAUGGGACGCGAUCACGUGCAGCAAGGCCGCAGAAAACGGUCACAUGGACUGUCUGGUAUACGCACGGGAAAAUGGGUGUCCAUGGGACGAGCGGACGUGCAGCAAGGCCGCAGAAAACGGUCACAUGGACUGCCUGGUAUACGCGCGGGAAAAUGGGUGCCCAUGGGACGAGCGGACGUGCACCAAGGCCGCAGAAAACGGUCAAAUGGACUGCUUGACAUACGCACGAGAAAACGGUUGCCCCAUAGGUGAAACAGGUCUGCACAACUAAAACUGAAGUAAUAUUUUAUCACCAAUGUUUUUAUACUCAUCGUCUACAUUUUUAUUAUGAUGUUAUGAUACGAGUUCUUUGCGUUUACUACACAUCAUUGUAUAUUCUGCCAAGGACCUUACAGCUACUUAGUAUAGUAAAUUAUAAAUUAAAUGAUUUAUAAAUAUUAUAACUAAUCGUGUUUAAACUAUAAAUACAAUUUUAAAAAAAAUUUACGUGCAUUUAUAAUUUCUCAUGUAGAACCUUAUACACUACAGAACUACAGAAGUGAACACUUACUUGUAUCAGUUAUUAAAAAAUGAUUAAUUUAAUUUUGCUUUCAUUUUAUAAAACUAGAAAUCAAAAAAAAAUAAUUACCUAGUAAUUAUAUUAUAAAAGUAUAAACUGAGUAAUAAAUGGUGUGUUGUUAAAAUAAAAUAAAACAAAUUUAUAAAUAUUUUAAUAUGAAACUAAAUCUCUAAGGGCCAUUCUUACAAUGUCGGGGAAAGUGUCGGUUAAUGCUAACCGACUGAAAACAGAUUUCUAAUACAAGAUAGGUAAAAGAUGUUUACAAUAAUGUCUUAUAAUUAAAAAAAAAAAUACUAAGUAGAUUUAUGAUUUAUAUUUUAUUAUUGUUAUCUGAAAUGAUGAUUGUACAUAUCUAUUAUUUCCAGGGCUAGCCUUUUAACUUUAACAUAAUACGAAGAAUCAUUAGAACCCUGAUGUUAAAGUUUCUCUAAUUUGUACAAUGUUACUUAUUUUAUGAUUUAAAUAUUAUAUAUAAAAAAAAUAUUUAAAUAUUCAAAUAACUAAACUUUAUACUUUAUACAAAAAUGUGUAAUGCAUAUUUUGGAAAAUAUGGCUAAGAAUAAAUUAUAUAUAACAAUUGAUUAUCAGAUAUUGAGAUAUUCAGAUUAAGCAUUAAACAUGUACAUUUGUCAAAAGCAGGCAUGACUAAGGGCUGUUUCUACAAUCUGGCCGAAUUCUGCUGGUAAUAAAAUCUGUUUUCAGUCAGUUAGUGUUAACUAAAACUUUACCGGAAUUGUAAGAACGGACCUUAGAGGAGUCAUUUAUAAAUUAUAAUUAAAUAGUUAGGUACUCUGUUAGUUAGUUGAUGAAAUAAAAAAAUAUAUAAAUUUAGAGAGAUAUUAAUCAUAUUUCUAAUUAUAAUUACAUUGGCUACUGGGUAUUGGCUACUGGGUAACUUUUUUUAUAACAGACUCAUUUAUCACUAAGAUAUUAUUAAGUUUAUUUUUUAUCAUUAAAAUCAAUUAAGUUUGUCAACAGUUAUUUAUUUUUUUAUUUUUACAACAACAUCCAGGAGGAACAGUAAUUAUACUUUGUCUUAUACUGGCAGUCAGUAUAAUUAUUAAAACAUUAAGUAUUAUUAUUUAAGUAUUUUUUUUAUUUAGAUAUUAUCAUGGUAUAGACUUUAUUUUCUAUACUCUAUAGCAUGGCAUUUUAAACCAAAUGUCCAUUACAAUUUAAAAAAGCAAAGGUGGGCAUUAACUUAACUAUAUAGUUAAUUAUUAUUGUUUUUAACUUACUAACUAGUAACUUAAAUUAUUUAAUUUAAUUAAACUAAAUUAUAUUUAACACACUGCUUGGGACCGUGCUGCAGCACUUUCAAGUUCAGUCACGGUAGGGCACUAUUAUAUGUAGUAAGUCUAUAUAUUUUAUAUAUAUUAUCUUCUAUACCGUGGUUCAGUUUCAACACUUUCAGGAGUUUGCUCAUUACCUACUGAUAGGAACAUUUUCAGUGUUAAAAAAAUUUGAAGAUUUCAUUCACUGUUUUUACAAAAAAUGUUUAAUAUCAAACUUUAUAUUAGUUUCACAUUCUGUAAAAUAAAGUUACAAUAUUAUUGACUAAGAAAAAUAACAUUUGAUGUUAUAUUAUAUUAUAGCACAAUAUUAAAAUAACAAAGUAUGAUUUACGUUUAAACUCAUAAGCAAUAUGAGACAUUUUAUUUAAACAUAAAUCAGUAUCAGCAUUCAGAAACUUAUUUAUCUUUUACCAACAUAUCCUCUUCCAUAGAAAUUAAAUGUAGAAAGUAAAACCUUUAUUAAUAUUAAAUCCUCCCCAAAAAUCAUAAUGUUAAUAAUAUAUACCCAGUAUUGGGUAGUAACGUAACGCGUGUUACUCGUUAUUGUAACGUAGUUACACUUUUCAGUAAUGUUAAAUAACUUUGUUAUUAUUAUUUUUGUGUAACACAAGAGCAACUAUGUUAAUUAUUUAUAAGUAACUUAGUUACUAGACUAGUGCCGUAACUUAGUUACUUUUAAAAAGUAACUUACCCAACACUGUA